Molecule: messenger RNA, 1794 nt
Organism: Zymoseptoria tritici IPO323
Lineage: Eukaryota; Fungi; Ascomycota; Dothideomycetes; Mycosphaerellales; Mycosphaerellaceae
Exons: 4
Coding region: 1-1794 (597 amino acids)
Source: RefSeq, a predicted model, not a curated record
AUGGAUCGUGGAUUUGGGCAGCCCUCGAGACACUGGAGCCAGCAGGAAUGGCUCAAGAGACAUGGCAUCGCACGAAUCAACGCCUCGACAGCUGCGACUCCUCCAACAAGCCAGUCUCAAUUGAUGCCUCUGAGUACUUCAUUCCACCAUCCUCCCAGAUUUGGUAAUGGACCUCAUUCUGUAUCAGAGCAAGACCCGAUCCGAUCGAGCUCAAUAGUCAACGCUCGAGGAUCCUCUGUCGAACGGAGUAAUCCUUCCUGUCGUCGGUGUGCUUCGUUGGAGCCCGUAGCCGACGACAUCUCUCAUAUCGUCGUAGAGCUCGUCGCUGAGGUGAACGCGAUGGUGAACAACGGUAACUCUAGACCUGCGAUUCCGCCCGUCACAGACUUGCUCGAGUCGAUGCGCUGGCUUCUUCGAACCCUCUGGCAUAUGAAGCUGGACAUUCAAAACAACGCCAAUCGUGGUACCGUUGGCAGCUCAAACAAUCGUCCGCCGACGUCCCAUCCGAACGUAACUGAUGCAUACUCUUCUCGCAUACCAUCGCCAAAUCUGUUGAAAAGAGAACCCGGUUCAAGAACACCAGACAACACACCGCAUGCCAAGAGAGCACGAUAUGAGGAAUUUUCAGAAUCGCAUCCUACCUUUGCGUUGGCUGACAUUCGCCAAGUCAACAGAUCCAGCCGAGGCUCGCCUAUGCAGCCACUUCCUCCCAUGCGUCUCUCUCCGACAGCUGACAUUCAGCUUCCCGCAGACGGUCGCAUGGCUGGCUUCACUCCGCCGCCGAUCUCGGCAGUCUCGAUGGCCCCGAACAUGGCGCCACGCAGUCAACCACAGACACCACAUCACCCUUCAAGUCCGACGGCUUCAGCUACUCUAGCCCAUCUCUCUGACUUGCAGCACCAAGUGACUGCAAAGACCAUUGCUUUGCAACGCCUCGAGACCGAGUACGGGAUUCUGUCACACAGACUUCAACGUGAGCGCAACAAGACACAAGCACUAGAGGCCAAAGUCAGCGCCGCCGAGGGCGAAGUUCACGACUUGGCAAGCAAGUACGAGGACAUCACCGACCAAUACAAGACUAUCGAAACGCAAUUGGAGGACACCCAGAACAAGUUCAACGUCGAGCGAGCACGAUCGGCCAAAGAAAAGGCGCAAUGGCUUGAAAUGUUGAGGCGAGCCGACACUUUGAGCAAGGAGGCCGCUGCCGAGCGAAGCAAGUUGGUCGAGGAUGUGUCACGCCUCUCGAAGCGAUUGUCGUACUUUGAACCGGAUCUGGCACAAGAUGACAAGAAGAUGCCGAAUGCACGAGCUGCACGGGACGACGCAUCAUCGCGAGCGAUGAUCCUGCAGGUCUCAGACCAGAGCAGUACAGCCCCGGCUUAUCGUGUAUCAGGACAAGGAAUGAUCUCUGCGCUUGGCCUCCGAGGCAAGAUCGCAGCGCAGGACGACAAGAUCGAGUUGCUUCGCCUGUCUCUCGUCGAAGCUCGUCGUCGGAACGAGCAGUUGACGCACGAUAUGCGGGCCGUUUUGGCGAAACAUGGUGGCUGCAGUACGGCGAUUGUUCCGAUGCUCAAAGACAAUGAUGGCAGAGAUUCCUCGAGCGACGAUCCUGUCGCCGCCCAACCGGGUUGGCCUUUACCUGAGCGUCAUCAACGGGUACCGUCCAUUCAUCACAUGUUGAACGCACCGCCUCCUGCGGCACAUUCGAGUGUCACUGGAACGCCCUCCGAUCGUUAUGUAAGCCCGCGGGCCAAGGAGAUUGGGAGUCCGAAUGACUGCUCCAGCCCUGCUUAG